This is a messenger RNA of Staurois parvus, 744 nucleotides long. The record is from the annotation of a GenBank genome assembly. Lineage: Eukaryota; Metazoa; Chordata; Amphibia; Anura; Ranidae.
CAAAAAUGUAAGACGGGAGUGCAGAGAAUGCAUACUGGUGCAGUUGAUGGAUCCAAAUUUACACAAAAGUGUGAAAUGAACAGCAAGUGGAUCUAUAUCCUUUGUCUUAUUUAUGAAGUGAUGCAACAUUCCAGCAUUAUGGAUACAGAUGCUGUUAUACUGGGUGAAGCUGCAUUACGAUUGGCAGGAAUUGCUGAAUCCUUGGCCGAUACCUCUAGGAAAUCUGGAAGAAAGUCAGACAGGUCAAAUGAAAAAACGAACAUGGACUUGAGUAAUCUAAGAAAUAGACCUGGUUUUAUGAAGAAAACCCCAGUUACACAGCUGGUCUUUGCAUAUGAAACCUUAGACAAAGCAAUCAAAGAGUUGUCAAUUUCACGUUCAAAAGGCUCUGUAACAAGUGGAGAAGUGGUGGACCACUACAUCACGAGGCUGGGUGUAAAGAGACAGCAUGAAAAUAACACAGCUGAAGUGCAGAGAUGCUCCUCCAAGUCACUCACACAUAAUGUGACGAUGAUGGAUUUACAGCUUGAGCUAAUUGUGGCUCAGCAUCGCGUGUCAGUCAAAAUCCUCAAUUGUCUACAAGUGGAUGGUGUACAGAUGAGAUCAGCUAAAAACUGCAACCAGAACAAAAACAGUGAGCCUAUACAUUUCUACACAGAAACGGAGAUAAUUGACAAUAUCAACAAGAAUAACCUGUCCAAAGCCAUAUUUUUAAUGCAGAAGGCAGUACUAUUUGCUAAGGGA